GGUUGCGAUCUGUGACUGUGAAGGUGGAGCGUGAGCUCAAACGCACAACAAUACCAGCCUCUGGUGGACACAACCUUCAGCUCCAGUUCCUUUCCCUCUUCAAUUCUUUCCAACCGUUGAAAGCCACGCGUGGGUGACAGUCUGACAGAACAGAGAGAGCGAGCUCAAAUUGCACGAAAUAAGAAGUAGAAGAAGAGGGAGAAUGUGGGGAUUUGGUGGUAGAUACUACUGGGGAAGAAACGUAGCUGGUGAAAAAGCUGAUGGGGUAGUUGUGGUGUUUGCAUGGAUGUCGAGCGAGGAGAAGCACUUGAUGAAAUACGUGGACCUCUAUUCCUCUGUCGGAUGGAAUUCUCUCGUUUGCCAUUCUCAAUUUCUCAAUAUGUUCUUCCCUGAAAAAGCGACAACUCUUGCUGUUGACAUUCUUAAUGAACUUGUUGAGGUGCUGAAAAUUAGGCCUUGUCCCAUCGUCUUUGCAUCAUUUUCAGGUGGUGCAAAAGCUUGUAUGUACAAGGUUCUUCAGAUAAUUUGUGGGAACUCUGAAGAUCAUAAUAUGGAUGACUACCAGCUAGUUAGGAAAUGUAUUUCUGGCUAUAUUUAUGAUUCCAGUCCAGUUGAUUUUACCAGUGAUUUGGGUGUUCGAUUUCUUCUGCACCCAACUGUUUUAAAAUUGUCCCAUCCACCAAGAUUUGCUUCAUGGGUUGCCAAUGGCAUAGCAUCGGGUCUUGAUUCUCUUUUCCUCAGCAGAUUUGAAUCAGAUCGUGCAGAAUAUUGGCGAACACUCUACUCCACUGUUAAUAUGCAGGUCCCAUAUCUCGUUUUAUGUUCAGAAAACGACGACCUUGCUCCUUUUCAAGUUAUUUCCAAUUUUUCCCAGAGACUAAAAGACCUUGGUGGAGAUGUCAAACUGUUAAAAUGGAGUGAUUCACCUCAUGUUGGUCAUUUUCGGCAUCAUCCAAUUGAUUACAAGGCUGCUAUUACUGAGAUCCUUGGCAAGGCAGUUGCAAUUCAUUGUCACAAAAAUAGACGAAUUGAAGAUGAGAAACUGGGCAUAGAAGGAACAAAAGAUGAGAUCGCAGAUCCGUUCUCUGAAUUAAGGAAAGCAGCAAUGGCCUCAACAAGUUUUCAGGGUUUUGCUCUUGCCCCAAGUGAUAAUUUGUCUUCUAAUUCAAUGGAGUAUUACGAGGGUAAACAUGUUGGCACCAUUGCGGAUGAACGUAAGGGAGGUUUUAUCCAUCUCCCAAGUCGUCCAAGCAUCAAUGCGCAUGGGGUUCUUGGCCAAAUACUGUUUGAUGUCUGUGUGCCCAAGAAUGUUGAGGAUUGGGAUAUCAGGUUGAAUUCCAAGAAUGCACGACUAUUAGCAGGUACAAGGAGGCAUGCUCCAUUUAAUCCUAUAAAAUGCAUUCGGCGCUCAAGGUUGUAAGAUUGUUGACCUACAAAAGCAUCAGGUGAAUUCUGCUAAGGUUGAUGUUUUCUUCAAGGUUCAAAAUUUGGGGAGAUCUAAUAGGCACCAGAGAUGUGUGGUGGUAGAACCUGAAAUAAGAGGCAAAAAGGGCUAAUAAAUUGCCACCUCAGCUGUUCUUUAAGCACUGUGGACUAAGUAAUGUGAUUGAGCAGCUUGCCUUUUUCUUUAUGUAACUUGUACAGCUACUUCAAUGGAGGAAAAAGAUGUUUUGACUGAGAUCACCGAGACAAGAAUAAGGGGGCAAUUGUGAUUGUAGUCCGAAAUUCUGUUCAUAAAGAAAAUAUUCCUAAAUGUUUUUGUCCUG
Molecule: messenger RNA, 1766 nt
Organism: Abrus precatorius (Indian licorice)
Lineage: Eukaryota; Viridiplantae; Streptophyta; Magnoliopsida; Fabales; Fabaceae
Exons: 8
Coding region: 203-1420 (405 amino acids)
Source: RefSeq, a predicted model, not a curated record